Molecule: messenger RNA, 1047 nt
Organism: Opisthorchis viverrini
Lineage: Eukaryota; Metazoa; Platyhelminthes; Trematoda; Opisthorchiida; Opisthorchiidae
Exons: 3
Coding region: 58-1047 (329 amino acids)
Biological process (GO): mitochondrial ADP transmembrane transport; mitochondrial ATP transmembrane transport
Cellular component (GO): mitochondrial inner membrane
Molecular function (GO): ATP:ADP antiporter activity
Source: RefSeq, a predicted model, not a curated record
UUUCAGAAGCGCUCUCCUAUCGGCAUUGCAUUCGUAUGGGCGCUUGCUGAAUCCGUGAUGGCGGCCGCUUCGAAAACUGUCAGCGUUCGCGAUGUUGAGCUCAACUUUUUGGAGACAUCCGUUCUUAGUGGCACAGCGGCCGUCAUUUCGAAAACUGUUUCGGCUCCGAUUGAACGGGUGAAGUUGAUGAUUCAGAAUCAGGAUGAGAUGAUGAAACAAGGACGGCUGGAUAAGCCGUACACUGGUAUGAUUGACUGCACGAUAAGGACAUUCAAGACUGAAGGAGUCAUACCUUUCUGGAGGGGGAACGUUCCAAACUGCAUUAGAUACUUCCCCACCCAAGCUCUAAAUUUCGCGUUUAAAGAUAAUAUUAGGGUUCUGUUCAACCCGCAAAAGACAGAUACUUACUGGGUUACUUUUUAUAAAAACGUCGCAAGUGGGGGUGCAGCGGGAGCCGGCUCCUUGCUUUUUGUUUACUCCCUGGAUUAUGCGCGUACUCGUCUCGCUAACGACGCGUUAGCCGCCUCGAAAGGUGCUGGUACCAGAGAAUUCAAUGGAUUGGUUGAUGUCUAUGUUAAAACAUUCCGUUCGGAUGGAAUAGCUGGUCUUUACCGUGGAUUUUGUCUGUCCUGUGUUGGGAUAAUCGUCUAUCGAGGGUUUUACUUCGGCCUUUAUGAUACGAUCAAACCGAUUGCUCUUGGUGACAACGCAGGAUUGACAGUUAGUUUCAUCCUUGGCUAUGCAGUGACAAUAAUAUCCGAAACGUUGGCCUAUCCCAUUGAUACCGUUCGACGGCGUUUGAUGAUGACUUCCAGUAAGAAUUUCCAUGUUUUUUUUAUUGAAUUUCCUGCAGAUCAGGCUGUCAAAUAUCGAAGUUCGUUGGACUGUGCAGCACAGAUUUUACGAAAGGAAGGGCCGAUGUCCUUCAUGAAAGGAACGUUUGCCAAUAUCCUCCGUGGUAUUGCCGGUGCUGGUGUUCUUGCUGGAUUCGAUAAGUUGAAAGAAAUAUACGUCUCAUUCCGCAUUCCGGUGAAGCCUGUGCCGUAA